Diospyros lotus (date-plum) is the source of this 4116-nucleotide messenger RNA. RefSeq lists its product as uncharacterized. Gene Ontology annotation, molecular function: protein binding. The transcript is spliced from 27 exons. Bases 177 to 3794 code for a protein of 1205 amino acids. The record is from RefSeq and is a predicted model, not a curated record. Lineage: Eukaryota; Viridiplantae; Streptophyta; Magnoliopsida; Ericales; Ebenaceae.
GGUUCGGACUGUGGAAUACCCGACUCGUUGGCCCGGUUAAGAGAGAGGGAAAACCGGCUGACUCUUCUUGUCGGAGACAAAGAGGGGACUCCCAAAUUGUGAUCGCCUUCACUGCUCCACCGCCACCGCCACUGCGGAGGAUCACUUGUCACUUGCUAUCCACAGCAGAGCUGUCCAUGGCGGACUCGUCUGGGACGACGCUGAUGGAUCUGAUAACUUCGGACCCUUCCUCGACGACGGCGCCUCCGCCUCCGUCAUCGUCGUCGGCGCCCCCAUUGCCGCCACCCGCCGUCGUGGGGAAACCGCCACAGACGGAUCGGAAGUCGAAGAGAGGGACUCUAAUGCAGAUCCAGAGCGAUACCAUUUCUGCUGCCAAAGCUGCUCUGAAUCCCGUUCGAACAAACAUCAUGCCUCAGAAACAAAAGAAAAAACCAGUUUCUUAUGCACAACUUGCAAGGAGCAUUCACGAACUGGCUGCCGCAUCUGAUCAAAAAAGUUCCCAGAAGCAAUUAGUGCAUCAUGUAUUCCCCAAACUUGCUGUGUACAAUUCAGUGGACCCUUCAUUGGCACCUUCCCUUCUCAUGCUUGGACAGCAAUGUGAGGAUAGAACUGUUCUACGAUAUGUCUACUAUUACUUGGCCAGAAUUUUGUCAGAUACUGGUUCACAAAGCUUAAGCUCUGGUGGUGGCAUUCCUACACCAAACUGGGAUGCUUUAGCUGAUAUUGAUGCUGUUGGAGGGGUGACUCGUGCUGAUGUGGUUCCUCGAAUAUUAGACCGACUUAGUACGGAGGCCACAAAUGAUGAUGUUGAAUUUCAUACAAGAAGGCUACAAGCUCUGAAGGCUCUUACUUAUGCUCCUUCAAGCAAUUCUGAAGUAUUGUCUAGAUUGUUCGAGAUUGUAUUUGGCAUUCUUGAUAAGGUGGCUGAUGAACCUCAGAAACGAAAGAAAGGUAUCUUUGGUGCAAAAGGUGGUGAUAAAGAGUUCAUUAUCAGGAGUAAUUUGCAAUAUGCUGCUCUAAGUGCUUUGCGAAGACUGCCUCUAGAUCCAGGAAAUCCGGCGUUUCUCCAUCGUUCUGUACAGGGAGUUUCAUUUGCUGAUCCAGUUGCUGUGAGGCAUUCUUUGGAAAUUCUGUCUGAGUUAGCCACAAAAGAUCCAUAUGCAGUUGCAAUGGCUUUGGGAAAGCAUGCACAACCUGGAGGAGCUUUGCAGGAUGUUCUCCAUUUGCAUGAUGUUCUUGCUAGAGUUGCACUGGCUCGUUUGUGUCGUGCAAUAGCUAGAGCUCGAUCACUAGAAGAAAGGCCUGACAUUAAGUCUCAGUUCAAUUCUGUACUCUAUCAACUUCUCUUGGAUCCCAGUGAAAGAGUUUGUUUUGAAGCAAUCCUUUGUGUUUUGGGAAAAUCUGAUCAUGCUGAGAGGACUGAGGAACGAGCUGCUGGGUGGUAUCGGCUAACUAGAGAAAUUCUUAAGCUUCCUGAAGCACCAUCCAUAUCUUCAAAGGUGGCCAAAGAUGACUCAAAAGAUUCAGUUCCUCCAAAGGCUGCUAAAGAGAAAUCCUCGAAGACAAGGCGUCCACAGCCUCUUUUCAAACUUGUAAUGAGAAGGUUAGAAGGCUCAUUCCGUAGUUACUCGAGGCCUGUACUUCAUGCAGCAGCUAGAGUUGUGCAGGAGAUGGGUAAAAGUCGAGCUGCAGCCUUUGCUGUAGGUUUACAGGAUAUUGAUGAAGGAGCUCAUGUCAAUGAAUAUACUGAUUCCCUCGAUGAAUAUGAGAACCCACUAGCUGAAGGUAAUCAAAGGGUUGCUUCUAUAUCUACUGGAACUGGGAGCAAGGACACAAUUGCAAGUUUAUUAGCUUCAUUAAUGGAAGUGGUGCGAACAACUGUUGCAUGUGAAUGUGUUUAUGUUCGAGCUAUGGUAAUCAAAGCAUUGAUCUGGAUGCAAAGUCCACAUGAGUCCUUUGAUGAACUGGAGUCCAUUAUUGCAUCAGAGCUCUCUGAUCCAGCUUGGCCGGCAACACUAUUGAAUGAUAUUCUGCUCACUUUGCAUGCUCGAUUUAAGGCUACUCCAGAUAUGGCAGUCACUCUUCUAGAAAUUGCAAGGAUAUUUGCUACUAAAGUUCCGGGGAAGAUUGAUGCUGAUGUUCUUCAACUACUCUGGAAAACAUGCCUUGUUGGAGCUGGCCCUGAUGGAAAACAUACAGCUUUGGAAGCAGUCACGAUAGUCCUUGAUCUACCCCCACCACAACCAGGGUCAAUGUCGGGCCUCACAUCAAUUGAUAGGGUGUCUGCAUCUGAUCCAAAGUCAGCUCUUGCAUUGCAGAGAUUAGUUCAAGCAGCAGUUUGGUUCCUUGGAGAAAAUGCAAAUUAUGCUGCCUCUGAAUAUGCUUGGGAAUCUGCAACCCCUCCUGGUACUGCGCUAAUGAUGUUAGAUGCAGAUAAAAUGGUAGCUGCUGCCAGUUCCCGUAAUCCUACGCUUGCUGGAGCAUUGACUCGACUUCAAAGAUGCGCUUUUAGUGGAAGUUGGGAGGUUCGCAUAAUUGCUGCUCAAGCUCUUACUACCAUAGCAAUUAGAUCUGGUGAGCCUUAUAGGCUGCAAAUCUAUGAAUUUUUACAUGCUUUGGCGGAGGGUGGUAUACAGUCUCAAUUAUCAGAUAUGCAUGUAAGUAAUGGGGAAGAUCAAGGGGCCAGUGGUACUGGCCUUGGAGUUCUCAUAAAUCCCAUGUUAAAGGUUCUUGAUGAAAUGUACAGUGCACAAGAUGAAUUAGUCAAGGAGAUGCGCAACCAUGAUAAUGUAAAAAAGGAAUGGUCAGAUGAAGAACUCAAGAAACUAUAUGAAACUCAUGAGAGGUUGCUAGAUAUUGUUUCACUGUUCUGCUAUGUACCAAGAGCAAAAUAUCUACCUCUAGGGCCAACAAGUGCAAAGCUUAUUGACAUUUAUCGCACUCGGCAUAAUAUUGGUGCAUCAACCGGCCUGAGUGAUCCAGCAGUCGCCACUGGAAUUUCUGAUCUUAUUUAUGAAACUACAACAAAUAAUAAAACACCUGUUGAGCCUGAUACUCUGGAUGAUGAUCUGGUAAAUGCUUGGGCAGCAAAUCUUGGAGAUGAUGGCUUGUGGGCAAAGAAUGCACCUGCUGUGAACAGGGUUAAUGAAUUCCUUGCUGGUGCUGGUACUGAUGCCCCCGAUGUUGAGGACAACAUUAUUUCCAGACCUUCAGUCAGUUAUGAUGACAUGUGGGCAAAAACACUGUUAGAGACUUCAGAAAUGGAGGAAGAUGAAAGGUCAUCUGGUAGUUCUUCCCCAGGGUCAGUUGGAUCAGUUGAGACAUCCAUAUCAUCACAUUUUGGUGGGAUGAAUUACCCGUCACUGUUCAGUUCGAAGCCAUCCAGCUAUGGAUCUUCCCAGCCUGCGGGGAGGGCAGCUACUGGAAGAUUUAGCAGUCCUGUUGGAGGCUUCUCAAAGUACGAAGGUCUUGGUUCCCCGAUUAGAGAAGAGCCUCCAUCAUAUAGUGCGUCUGUUCUGCAAAGAAACGAGUCAUUUGAGAAUCCCCUGGCUGGGAAUGCUUCAGACAGUUAUGGUUCUGGGGAUAAUGAACGAGUUUCUUCUGGAAAUCCUCAAUUUGGAUCAGCACUUUAUGACUUCACUGCAGGUGGCGAUGAUGAGCUGAAUCUUACAGCAGGAGAAGAGCUUGAAAUCGAAUAUGAAGUGGAUGGCUGGUUUUAUGUGAAGAAAAAGCGGCCUGGAAGGGAUGGGAAAAUGGCCGGGCUUGUACCUGUCCUCUAUGUGCAGCAAUCUUGAUACCGACUACACAUCAACUCAAGGUUCCAAUUACUCAUUCUGAAUCAGUACUGCAAUACCCAUGAAUCCACUCGUGAAGUUUUUCUGUGACAUUUGGCUUUAUAUAUAUGAACAUUCUUCGCUUACAGAAACUGCAAGUGACUAGGGUUACAUGUAGCUGGACUCCUUGUAUAGUUUUCUAGGUUUGCAUUGUUCCUACCAGCCAUUGAAUUUUUUCUUGAUUUUCCUUUUUCGAUUUUAAAAGGGAGAUAGUCCUGGAGGAGAAUUAGCGUGGCUUAUGUAUCUUGCAUUUUUCAUGAUUAUUGAUUUUACCCUUUUGUUC